Messenger RNA from Esox lucius (northern pike), 3842 nucleotides. It is a transcript of the gene tp53i11b, whose product is annotated as tumor protein p53 inducible protein 11b. The transcript is spliced from 9 exons. NCBI's taxonomy places the organism in Eukaryota, Metazoa, Chordata, Actinopteri, Esociformes, Esocidae. The coding region runs from base 351 to 923 and encodes 190 amino acids. The record is from RefSeq and is a predicted model, not a curated record.
CUAUUCAGAGCUUUUGCAAACCCGAGGAGCACACGCAGCGCAGCUGGUUAGCUACAAUGUGAAUAUCCGUCCUUGUUGCUGUUUACAUACAAGUUAUAGGGAACUUCUAGAUUGUCUUCGGUUGGGCUUCUUUUCUGGAGGGGCCAGUACACCAGGAUCUCUAGGCUCAGAAGACAAUCCCAGACUGGGGUUAGAGGCUAGACGUGGGCCCCACUAUCUGACUACAGACAAAACCGAUUCAUAUAGAUUCCAGGGAAAAGCCCUGACCGUAUUCAUCAUUCAGAGGCUAAGGAGGAUACCGAAGGAAGAUUAGUGGGCAGUGUUUCAAUAAAGGAAGAGGUUAGUGUGCCAUGGCCUCCAAACCACACCCUCCUCUAAUGAAGAAACACAGCCAGUCGGAUCUGGUGAGCAGGCUGAAGACCAGGAAGAUACUGGGGGUCGGCGGAGAGGAUGACGAAGGAGAGGUUCAUAGAUCAAAGCUUAGUCAGAUGCUGGGGAAUGAUAUCAAGUACCAGGUGCGAGAGCCAGUUGGUCUGAGGGUCUGGAUCUUGCUCUCUGCUGUGGGCUUCACGGUCAUGUCCCUGAUGGCCCUGGUGUUUCCCAACCAGCUGUAUGAGGUGAUGUUUGAAGAGGAGAUCAGCAACGCUACGGUCUCUAUUAGACUCUAUGGAGGAGCCCUGCUUAGUCUAUCCUUAAUAUUUUGGAAUGGAGUCUAUACACAGGAGAAAAUCAUCAUUCAGUGGACUCUGCUCAGUGAAGCUUGCUACUUUGCCGUCCAGUUUCUAGUGACGUCUGUUACCCUGGUGGAGAUGGGCUCGUUGCCCAGUGCUGCCCUCCUGCUGCUCCUGAGCAGGAUGCUCUUCCUCGGGGUCACCCUGCUCUACUACCACCACCUGGGCAGAGGACGGCCCAAGAAGGUCUGAGAGGACCGGCCUUCAUCCAACUAAGGGAGAUGUUCAAUGUUGUGCAGCUAGAAAUGUAAAGUGUAGAAUUUGACAUGAUUCACAGUACUGCAAGACCAACCGCCCACUCAUGCCUGGACACAAUAUAUCUAUGUCAGAAUGCUAGACCCUGGGGUUUGCGCAGGCAGCCCAAUUCUGAUUCUGUUUUUCACUGACCGAUCUGAUCAGACCAGCUCUGGACAGGAUCUGAUGUGAUUCGGCAACUGGCCAGUUUGCAGACCAAAGAUAAGAGUUGGGCUGCCAGUGUAAACACAGCCUGAUGAACCACAGCAGCCAAAGACAAGUUACAGAGGUCUCAAUCUGUGAGGAACCAACAAAGCAUCUGGUUGUGAAAGUAUAUUCUGUACGCUACUCAUAAAAGAAAAAGGAAAAAAAAAAGGUUCUGUCAGUGUACAGACAGCUGGUAUCGUUUUGGCGAUUGGGUUGUUUUGGUACUGUUCCGGCCAAUCACGUGACUGUGUACAUUCCAAAUGACACCCUAUUCCUUACAUAGUGCACUACUUCUGAGCAGAUCCCUGGUGACUCCCAUUAAAACAUAGUGCUCUAUAAGGAAUAGGGCACCUAUUUGGGAUUGUCCUGGGAUGUAACCUGAAACACCGGGCUGUGUUUCCAUGUAGAGUCAUUCUAGACAGUUAAUUUUUGUUUUCCAGCGUUCCGUGUGUGUUCUGGGGCAGUUGGAAGAGAUGUGCUUUAAACGUUCUGUCCCCAUCAGAGUCAAGCGCUUUAAAGGUCUUGUUUAGUUUUUAUGGUAUUGUUUGGUGGUUGUUUUAACUCCUCCUGUGCACCAAUGUGAACACAGCACCAUGUCCUGCGUUUUUUUUUUUAAGUGGCCCCCGCCCAUGCUGUCCAUAUCUACUCAGAGGUCCACCUGACACACACCGGGAAAGACUUUCAGAACAUUGGGGGUUCUGAUUGUCCAAUGAGUAUAGAGAUGCUAGCCUUGGUUCCAGAUCUGUUUGUGCUAUGUUUGCAACUUAGCAAGACAACCGAAACACACCUGGAACCAGGCUAGAGAUGCCUCAUCCCCUAAAUGUUGAAACUGAGCAUAGAAUAUGAAGCACAUAGGGAAUCAACAUUUUUUCAGGGAUGAUAACAUUAACUCCUCAAGUUUUUGUCAAAAAAGGUUUGACCAAAGUGAACUAAUUCUUGACAAGAUGUCUAUUGGCAGCCUACUGUAUAUGUACACUGAAAUAUUUAGUGUCCAUGAAACAGUGUAACUUUGGUAAUUAAUUAGUUAACAGCCACUUGGAUACUGAGGGUUCUCUUGUUUUUCUGUGUUCAUGGUUAAAUGGAAUGUCAACAUGAAAACCAGGGAAAAUAACACUUGCUUUCAAUGUGUCAGCCAUCACGCAGUGCAUGUCAGUGUACCAGUUAGGAGGUUAUUUAAAAAUGUAGCAUCAUUGUAUACACAUUCAUAUUUAAAUCCUGCCUUAUACAUCUUCAAACAACAGUCACCACAUGAGUCACACAGAGUGUACAUGCUUGUAAAUAAUGUAACCAUCUACUGUAUACUGUACCAAUGCCAUGCGGUGAAGUUCUUCGUAACGGAACAGGGAAUACGUAUCAAUUUCUUUAGCUCAUUACUCAAGUAAUAUUUUCUAGGUUUCUAGUAAAAUUAAGUUGAAUUAAAGGCCCAAUGUGGGAUUUAAGGAGUAAUCUUGUAAUGGUGAGAAUCGUGUUUUGCAGUUGUUUCUGCUCUAUUUAAUUGAAUCUGUUUGAUAUGUUGUAACUACUGUAUAUUGGCAACAGCCGUUUUUGAUUAUAUGUUAGACAGUUGCAUGCAGUCUAGUACUCUGUACAGAAAUGUAGCCCCUCCAUAGUUCUUUUGUAGCACAUAACCCAAGGUCGUACUAUGGUCUAGCAUGGUGUUUAUGGUGGAGGAGAAAUGGGCGUUAGCCAUGAACAUGAAAGUAUUUUAAUUUUGACAAAAGAGUUGAAAAUUAUUUUUCUAUUUGUGCGUGUUGUCGUUACUGGUACUUUAUUUUCCUUCGCAUUAAGCCCUGUAUGUAAGUACAAUGUUCUUUCACAUGUCCUCUAGUCCAGGAGUAAGUCAGUGUUACCCUGCAAGGUCCAGGGGACUGUGUCUGGGUCCUUCGUCAUUUAGUUUAAAAACUCAGUUGUCUGUGCUAGAGACCAUGGAUCUUUAUGUCCAAUAAAUGGGGUUUGAAAGGGUGGGAAAAAGGAAAUUAGGAUUAUUUAGCCAAUUUUGUCAAGGCAACCAAACACCGCUGACCCUCAGAUCUACAGGACUGGCUGAACAUCCUGUGCUGUUGGCAUAAAGUAAUAUGCUGGUCGCUCCUACUGCAAUCUGCUGAGCGUUCCAUACAUUAACACACACGUCACAAAAGAAUUCCCUCUUAACGUGCAAUUCGUAGUCCGGCCUCCUCCAGUUCUGCGGACCGUCAUGACAACCGCAGUGAUUACAGAGUUUUAAAAAGACUCCACCUCGGUCAUGCUAGGUGAACCUUUAAAUCAUCCGCCUUGCGAAAUGCCUCAAAUUACUUAAGAGCCACUCAAUUUUGGUGAGCUGUUCUUUUUCUCAUGGAAAAGAUGAAAGUUGAAAGCAAUAUAUGCAACAUAAAAAGAUUUGACUAAAUCACAAUCUGUAUGUCUAUCGUUACUGCCUUCGGGAAACACUUGUCUGACUAGAUUUAAGUGAUUUGGGUACCGUGUGGCUUAAGUCAAGUUCAGAUGUUUACAUUUCUCAUGUAUUCUGUUUGAAACCUGUACCAGUUUGGAUGAUUUUAGAUCAAUACUGUAAAAUGCUAGUUUUUUUUUUUUUUGUACACUGAAACAGUAUUUACUGUGCCUCAAAGGAUAAUUCUGUCAUGGACUUCCACAGUUUGAAAUAAAUGUUUAUUAAUUUUUGAGCCUCCUGAA